AUGUCACCACAGUGGCUUGAAAAUGGCAACGGUGUUGCAACGCCCACCUCUCCGGAUGCACAGUCCAUCAAAUCCCACCGGAAGCCCAUCGACGCGUCACAAUGGGGCCCGGCGGCACCAGCCAAGAGCGAAUCAUUCCAAAUCCGCCAGCAUUCGCACAAGCCCAAGGCCAAAAGAUGGGAUCACAUCCUCAGCAAAGAAUCUGCUGGACGUGCAGGAAACUCUCUCAAGUAUGCAGCCAGUUUUCUCUCCAGGCCAGGAAUGAUCUCCCUGGGAGGUGGGCUGCCCUCGGAUGAAUAUUUUCCCUGGGAUGAACUUCACUUCAAAGUGCCACAAGUCGGUCAAUUCUCUGACAAGGAGCUACGCGAAAAUGGCGUUCUGAUCAAGGCUGGUAAACAUGACUUGGCCGAACAAAAGUCUAUCUUUGACAUCUCGACAUCUUUCAACUACGGCCAGGGCCAUGGUUCUGCGCAACUGUUACGUUGGAUUACGGAACACACCGAGUUGGUCCAUGAUCCUCCCUAUGCAGACUGGUCAUGUACAAUGACUGUUGGUUCGACAUGCAGUAUGGAUUUCGUCCUGCGUAUGCUCACGCAGCCUGGCGACUAUAUAGUCUCGGAAGAGUACACGUUUUCUACUGCCGUUGAAGCUGCUACACCAAUGGGCGUUAAGGUGGCUGGUGUUAAGAUGGAUGACCAAGGUCUACUUCCUGAAUCACUUGAUGCUCUGUUAAGUAACUGGGACCCAGCUGAGCACGGCAGCGCCAAGAAACCAACCAUCCUGUAUACUGUGCCAACGGGUCAGAAUCCUACAGGAGCAACGCAAGGGGAGAAACGACGAAGAGAUAUCUAUACUGUCGCCCAAAAGCAUGAUUUAUACAUCAUCGAAGACGAACCUUACUAUUUCUUGCAAAUGCAGCCAUACAACAGCCCUCCCCCGGCAACGAAUGCUGAGUUUCUGAAGAGUUUGAUACCUAGCUAUCUGCAUAUCGAUGUGAAUGGAAGUGUUCUACGUAUGGAUUCCUUUUCUAAAGUCCUCGCUCCUGGUACCAGAACAGGCUGGAUCACAGCCAGUCAACAGAUUGUCGAGAGAUACACCCGGCACUCCGAGGUGGGCACCCAAGGGCCCAGCGGUGUCUCGCAGCUCAUGUUGUUCAAGCUUGUCGAUGAGUACUGGGGUCACGAUGGGUACCUGGACUGGCUGGUUCAUAUCCGAUUGGGCUAUACCCAGCGACGGCAAGUUAUAUUGGACGCUUGUGAGAAAUUGUUGCCUCGCGAAAUUGUGAGCUGGAAACUACCCGUAGCUGGCAUGUUUCACUGGCUCAAGAUCGACUGGAGAAAACAUCCUUUGGCCUCAUCGAAGACUAUUUUGGAGAUCGAGGAUGAAAUUUUUAUGGCGAGCAUUGAUCAGGGUGCCUUGGUUAUUAAAGGCAGUCAGUUCUAUGCAAACAAGGAGGAGAAUCACGAUACGCUAUUCUUCCGCUCCACGUAUGCUUCUGCUCCCCCCGAUAAAAUAAAUGAGGCUAUUCGAAGAUUUGGGACAGCGGUUCGAUCGGUCUUUAAGUUGAAGGAAUAA
Molecule: messenger RNA, 1575 nt
Organism: Clonostachys rhizophaga
Lineage: Eukaryota; Fungi; Ascomycota; Sordariomycetes; Hypocreales; Bionectriaceae
Source: the annotation of a GenBank genome assembly